Molecule: messenger RNA, 186 nt
Organism: Symbiodinium pilosum
Lineage: Eukaryota; Dinophyceae; Suessiales; Symbiodiniaceae
Source: the annotation of a GenBank genome assembly
GCCUCUCCCUGGGAGAGUACGUUGCGCUGACUGCUGCUGGUGUUUUUGACUUCGAGACUGGCUUGCGGCUCAUCAAGGUUCGCGCCGAGGCCAUGCAGUUCGAACUUUCCGGUGGUCGUCCGGGAGCGAAGGCCCAAGGCAUGUGCCUCGUGGUCGGAAUGGUCAAAGAUGAGGUCGAGCGACUCU